UGCUCUGGAGAGCAUCUGCUGUGCUUUUGCCAGCUUUUGCCAAGUAGUUGCAGCGUCUCUAUUAGAUUCAACUUUGACAAAGAAAGCAAGAACAGGGGAAACAAUGGCGAAUGCCCAUCGCGCCAACGUCCUGGUUACCUCCUGUUUGAAAACGCCGGUAGACCCACACACCAAGGCUCCGUUGGCGUUGUAUGAAAGGCAGCGAACCCUUCCAUAUUCGUCAGUAACUGGUCAUAUUGACAAUCGAGACUACGAAAAAGAGCUGCAGUAUGACGACUCGAGGUCUGACUACGGUGAUGGGGAUGCCCCCGGGAAGGGCAGAUCCCUGAUGAUCAAAGACUACCGAGUGACGGGGGACCACAUCGACCUGCGUGAGUUCUACUUCUCCAACGAGGAGUACUAUCGUAAGCUGGAGGAGCUGAAGAGGGCCCACCUCCGCACCAUGGCCGAGCUAGAGGGCAUGUACCGCAAGAAGCUGGAGCCCAAAGGUGCACCACCCUCGGAAAACGUGCAGGGGGCACAGGCACACAGAUCGUACUCGAAGAUCAGCCCCAUGCCCGUGAGGUGUCUGAGGAAGGCCCACUCGGCUCUGGAGCUGAGGAGGGGCUCUGGGCUAUCGGACACAUCUGACGAGGAAGGUGCUGUAGUCAACAACGUGGAGAAGGGUCUGCAGUCCUCCCCCAAAGAGCACAUCAAGAACAUGUGGCAUGACUUCAAGCUGUCGCCUCGCCAGCGCCACCCGUCCACAUCCUCCCUCCAGAGCCUCAUUGGGGGCCACAAGAAAGGCAUCAAGGGUAAGGACCAGAAGCAAGGGUGCAAAGAUGUCAAACACGAGCCUUGGAAACCCAGAGUGACCGUCCCCAAGCCAUUCCACAUGACGCUGCGGGAGAACCAGAAGGGCCAGAAAGGUGUGAAGACACGGUCAGAGAUCGAGCUGGAGAACGCGGCCUUGCGGAAGCAGCUGGAGGAGCUGACAGAGUGCCAGCACAAAUUCCGUGCAAGUUCCGUGCCCGUCCACGUCCGCCUGCCCCCAUACGAGGAGCUCCGCGAACGCGACGAGGCGCGGCGGGCCAUGCACGAGCGGGAGCAGCAGCGUCUGUGCUCCACCCAGAGGCCCUUCAGUUUCCUGGAGCGUGAACGUCUCAAGAGGGAGCAGAGAGAGGAGCAGCUCCGCAACCUCCAGCAAAUCAGCCAGGAGAGAGUCCGACCAUUCAGGGCCAAGGCCGUGCCCAAGGCCGUGUAUGAGGCGGCUACGGGCGAGCAACUGAAGGAGGAGCAGCUGUACCGUGCCAUCAAGAUGCAGAUGAGGGCCCAGGAGCUGCUCCACAGCACCUCCAUGCCACCAAGCAUGCUGGCACGCCACCUUAGCAAAAGGGAGCAUGCUAAGGAUGGAGCCCGGGGGGACACCGCUGGAUCCGAGGAUGACAACAGGGCCCCUUACAGGCCUAAAAUAAACCCGGUGGUGCCCGACUUCGACGCCAGCUACAGGAGGUUCAAGAAGCAGCUGGAGAGCCGGCGCGACGUGAAGCCUUUGACGACGUGCGAGCCGUUCCAGCUCCGGACGUCACAGAUCCCCUCGCACCGCGAACGCAUCCUGGCCGAGAUCGAGAAGGAGCAGAUGAGUCCCCGGGCCAAGCGCUGGCCUUACGUCAGCACAGCUGGGCUCGUCCACUCACACAACUCUAGCCUCUGCUCCUCCCUCUCAGGCAGUCUGGAACAGCUGCCUGCCAAAGUCACUGAUGCCAGCAAAAAACGCCAAGAGGCUGUAAGUCCUUCCUCCACCAAUGACUUCCUGUCAUCGAUGACUGCCUUGUCUCCUUGA
Molecule: messenger RNA, 1822 nt
Organism: Oncorhynchus tshawytscha (Chinook salmon)
Lineage: Eukaryota; Metazoa; Chordata; Actinopteri; Salmoniformes; Salmonidae
Product: protein FAM161A-like
Exons: 4
Coding region: 104-1822 (572 amino acids)
Biological process (GO): cilium organization
Cellular component (GO): cilium
Source: RefSeq, a predicted model, not a curated record